This is a messenger RNA of Siniperca chuatsi (mandarin fish), 1713 nucleotides long. RefSeq names its product chromobox protein homolog 2-like. The transcript is spliced from 2 exons. NCBI's taxonomy places the organism in Eukaryota, Metazoa, Chordata, Actinopteri, Centrarchiformes, Sinipercidae. The record is from RefSeq and is a predicted model, not a curated record. Bases 1079 to 1468 code for a protein of 129 amino acids.
UCCGAUAAAUUCUCUAGGAGGAGUUUGUUAAAGUACGGAGCCUGACUUCCUGUUAGGUUUAGGGUAGGGCUCCAAGAGGCUUUUUUAAAAGUCUUUGAGAUGAUACAUCUGCCUCCCAAAUUUUGUACAUCGAGGUGAAACGUACCGUGGGGGCUGCUUUGUUGAGGUUUUGUAGGGGGUGCUAUUAAGCCAUUUUGCCACAUCCAAGCCCCAGACUAUACCAGAAAACAAAACACAAUCCUUCUGACGUGUGUGCCAAGUUUCGUGAGUUUUCAACUAUCCCUAAAUUGGACUCAAAUUAAAGUAUUUACCAGUUCAAGUCUGUGCACAAAGUUUUGUGACUUUUUUAGCAUCCUAAAAGCCUGUAGAGCAGCACAGAGAAAAUUCUUUUAAUAACUUUAGAUCAUGAGGGUUCAUAGAUUCUAUACGCAAAGUGUAGUGCAGAUCGGACUAACUGUCUAGGAGGAGUUCAGAAAACUGUGUUCACGUAUUUCAUGAUUUUGCAGAAAAAAAUUAUAGGCGGAAAUGGGUGUGGCCUAUUGUCAGAGAGCCAACACAGACACCACCAGCUCCACCCAUUGCAAUCAGCAGAUCGCACUCACCUGAGUAUUGAUUACACACCUGCCACUAAUCAUCUACUCCACACUAUAUAGUCUCACUCCCCCGGUUCACUCACUGUCUGGUCUCAAACCUCUUACGAGAACUCAACCCGAGCACAGCUUCUAUUGACAACCCCUUUGGACUUCUCCUUUGUGUGUAUCGUCAGCUCCCGGCUUUCCUGCCACCCGUCUCCUCCAGUGGAUCUUACUACCAGCGCUACAUCAAGAUAAGACCCAUAGACUUUACUAGCUUAGCUCCUGUCAUUGCUUUUCUCUGUCUGCCUGUUUCAAUAAACUCCCUCGUCUCAGUACUAACCUCUGUGUCCCGUGUCUGUCUGCUGACAGAAAACCAGACCUUUAAACCAUCUGGAGAUGGAUUCUCCGCUUCCCCCACGGAGAAUCCAUACGAAGGAUUGGUCAGCGCCUUUCGUGCGGCUCUGUCUUCGGAUCCUCAACCCCAAUCUGCCUCUGCCAGUCCCAUGGCCCUUCCUCCCAGCUAUUCGGAACCCGAGGAGCUACCCCUAACUCCUCCUCCAGAUGUGAUCGAGGAACCCCUAAUCUACCGGGUGGAGGCCAUUAUGGAUUCCAGGCGACGGGGCGGCCGGCUAGAGUACUUGGUGGACUGGGAAGGAUACGGGCCCGAAGAAAGAUCUUGGGUUCCACGAGACGACAUCCUCAACCCGGCGUUACUGACGGACUUUCACAGGGCUCAUCCGGAUCGUCCUGCACCCAGAGGCCGAGGCCGACCCCGUCGCCGUCAGCGGGCGUCAGGAGCCGCCCCUGGAGGAGGGGGUACUGUCAGAGAGCCAACACAGACACCACCAGCUCCACCCAUUGCAAUCAGCAGAUCACACUCACCUGAGUAUUGAUUACACACCUGCCACUAAUCAUCUACUCCACACUAUAUAGUCUCACUGCCCCGGUUCACUCACUGUCUGGUCUCAAACCUCUUACAAGAACUCAACCCGAGCACAGCUUCUAUUGACAACCCCUUUGGACUUUGGACUUCUCCGUUGUGUGUAUCGUCAGCUCCCGGCUUUCCUGCCACCAGUCUCCUCCAGUGGAUCUCACUACCAGCGCUACAUCAAGAUAAGACCCAUAGACUUUACUAGCU